Messenger RNA from Opisthorchis viverrini, 1938 nucleotides. RefSeq lists its product as hypothetical. The transcript has a single exon. The record is from RefSeq and is a predicted model, not a curated record. Lineage: Eukaryota; Metazoa; Platyhelminthes; Trematoda; Opisthorchiida; Opisthorchiidae. Bases 1 to 1938 code for a protein of 645 amino acids.
AUGUUUCCUGAUGCGAUAGAUAUUUACAAAACGUUUUGUUUAAUUUCUACAGGUGCAUCAAACACACAAUCAUUCGUCCACAUCUUCUGCCUGUAUUCAACUUAUCUGGAUACUUUAUUUUGCAACCUUACGUUUCUGCAAACAUUCUUCUCAAGUCUGGACGCUUUCCUGCGUUUGAAGAACCCGGUAUUCUACAUCGCAUCAGCUAAACGUCGUCCAGCACUCUGGCUUAAAGUUGGUUCACCUUGGUUGGUAGCCGGAAUACAGGCGAUCGGGCAGUUGGCACUCAGCGAUCGACAGCAGGUCCGAUUACACACGGUUUCAACCAUGGAUUUCGGCGGCUCUUCUAUGGGAUCUAGUUUACAAUCUGUUUGCUUACUUCCGGAUCCAAACUUCCUCAUCAUUCGUACGGCAAUCGCUUAUGCUUUACCACUAAUCACUUGCCUGCUGUUAGUAGGACUGCAGCUGCGUAGUCUGCGUGGACUGAGAAAUUACUCAGAAGAUGCCAUAAAUGCGCUUCUUCAGGUUAGGCAUUCCUAUGGUCAUCCGUAUCCAGUUCGCUCUGUUGCGCGUCAUACACGGGACAGAACACACGGCAUUCCAAUGGGUAGUCAGUUCAACACUUUUCACAAGAUGAAUGGGGGGACUGGGGUUUGUUUCAUGUCAUCGUUAUAUCGUUCACCAAGCGAGCACAUUUCUCUGAUCCCAGUUAAGCUACCUAUCGACCAGUCAGAUAAGCAACGGUUGCCAAAAUCAAUGUCGGGUUCCUGGAAUAUGGACACGCAACAGUCAGCACAGUCCACCAAUUCGGAUGAACUUAACCGAUUGCUUCAUGUGAUUAGUCAGACGGAUGCUAGUAAACUAGGGACACAAAACCAAGCUAUACCUCAAGUACUUUUAUCGUCACAUGCGGUACCCCUCGUCGAAAUACGGUCGGUCAGUCCAACAACACCAUGUAUCUCAACGAUGGAUGAAAAUUCUAUAUUUCACUGUCCGACACAUGGAAUAAUCAAUGUUUCAAAUGCACAGCAAGACGAAAAGAAAGAUCACCCGACUGAGGGGACCAUGGUCAAAUACAACAAAACAGAUGAUCAAAAGCCCUGCGAAGCCUGCGAGCAUGUGCAAUCAGCAGCUGGUGAAACUAGAGCACCUUCGCUGCUGGACCACAAAGUAUUGUUAGACCAAUCCGUUGGAUGCUCAGUAGCCACAUCACUGGUUUCAAGUAUUUCCAUGAAUAGUGUUGGACACACUAUAUCCACUGAUCUACUUAUCGCGCUGCCAAGUAAACAAACACCCUUGUCAGAAAAUGCGGACACUAUACAUCUCAACCCAGAUGAAAAGAGGCAGAAUGCGGCCACCGUUAUACCAAGAUGGUUAACUGCUUACUAUGGGGAGCAACUGGUUGUUGCAAUCAAUUUAGUCAGCUGCAUUAUCGCUGUCGGAACUUGGUCUCCUUACAUUUUGGCAACUCUCGCUCAUGGUCUUUGUCAGCCCAUCCAGGUCUCACCACCCUUCAUUCCUGCAACACCCGGCUUUCCAAAAGUGGACGCCAGUAUACUGAACAAACAUCAUACGAAAUUAAUGGAUAGAUGCCUUAUCCAAGUGGGGCCGGAUCGCAUUGCAGACUUUAAAUGGUGGGCAUACGCAAGCUCCGGUCUGUUGCUUCCGUGUCUGCUCUUCUUUCUUGACCUGGGACUCCGAGAAGGUUGCUGGAAAGCACUCUAUUAUGGUAGGACCACAAAGCAGAAUGCAGCGAAUCGUUCCAAAAAGACUAGCCCUAUAACAACAAAUACACCAGCUCAGGUUGAAACCUAUCGCUGUUCGAACUUUAAAAACAAUUCAACCGUGUUCGAAAUUAAUGAGGACAAUACGAGUAACCCAAGCAGUGUGGUUAAUCCGCCAUGGAGUAAAAGGGAAACAGAUAAAUUUGAAACAUGA